UCACUGUUCUUGGAAUAGCUUUUAUAUAAUAUAUAUUAUUUAUAUAUUAUAUAUAAACUUUAUGUUAUAAAUGGUAAAGUCCAACUUUAGGACAAUUGAAAUUUAAAGGGCAUGCAGGCAGUCCUUCAAAAGUGUUUAACAAUAUUUCUUAAUAAAUUAUCAAACGUAAAUCAAUGACUGGGUUGAAAAUAGAGAAUCCUGCAAAAUAUUUAUUGUCUUUGCAUUGUUUUUUUAACCUGACAGAAACUUUAGUAGAAUAACUACAUAUAUUCCCCACCUAUCUUUAUCAAACACAGACUACUUUUGGACAGCUUUCGGGUGGCGAAUGUAGUUGCCAUAGCAAUUAAGAAUUCGAUCCCAGUCUCUAGCAAUAAAGAUGUGUGAGCAUGUGGUAAAAUAUAUUUCACUUUCAUCGUUUUGUACAUCUCGAUAAUUUUAUGAAUUAUUUGGAUUCACUAGUUAUUCUCCUUGUGGAAACUUCGUGAUGUCAAUUUUAGAUCUGAUGUGGGGAGUUGAUAUCAUAUAAUUUUAUUUUUCUUUGUUUUAUUGCUGUAAAAUCAUCAUGAUAAUCUUGGAGUUUUUGGGUAAAUUUGCCACGUGUUGUACGUCUGGUUUGUAAAGAUAAGACAGCAGAAACACUGGAAUGGAAUUCAUCUUCAAUAAAUGACAAGGAUUUUUAAUGAAAACGGCUUCCAUAUGGCAACAUUGGAUUUGUAUUCAUAAUACAAUAUAUUUUAUCCUGAGAUGUUGCACUUAUAAAUGGAAGAAUGAAAUAUAUGAUGGAUUACCACAAAACCACAGAAAUCUAACCAAUCAAGGUAGCACACUUUGUUGGGGAGACAACGUCAACGCAUCUUAUCGUUUUUACGAACAUGGCCUUCAUUUUGGCAGUCCUUCACUGGGGAAGAAACGUUGUCAUCUUGCGAAUGAUGAGAACGAAGUAAUGCUGAAAAGUCAUUACACUGUUAUGGAAGACGGCACGACCAACAUGCGAUGGGAUCGAGCCCAGUUUGGCUUUUUGAAAUCGACAUUUUUACAAGUUCCUUGUAAGCGUAUUGCAGUAUGGAUAAGAUGAAAACUGCUGUAUGUGAAUAAAAGCCAGGAAAACAGCAAGAAACAUUUUCGACGAUAUUUAAUGCCGUAUCUGCCGAGAAACAUUGUAAUUAGAUAAGUGUGACGCAGUUAAUGACGUAUGUGUGCAUUGUGUUGUCAUUGACGUCAUUAAGAGUUGAUAUUGGUUUUGCAGAGGGCAUUUAAUUAUGAUGCGCUAAAUAGUAUUGAUCUGUAUGUGUCAUAAAAAUUUUGCUAUGACAGACCUGACGGUAUUUUCAUCUAAAGAUAUGUCUUCAUUUUAAGUUUUAAAAAACUGUUAAACAUUCAUGUAUUUGUCGCUUUUUAUAAUUGUAAUUGAGUGUGAGAGCUUCACUGUCCUUGGAAUAGCUUUUAUAUAAUAUAUAUUAUUUAUAUAUUAUAUAUAAACUUUAUGUUAUAAAUGGUGAAGUCCAACUUUAGGACAAUUGAAAUUUAAAGGGCAUGCAGGCAGUCCUUCAAAAAGUGUUUAACUAUAUUUCUUAAUAAAUUAUCAAA
Xenia sp. Carnegie-2017 is the source of this 1587-nucleotide messenger RNA. RefSeq lists its product as uncharacterized. Bases 680 to 1075 code for a protein of 131 amino acids. Lineage: Eukaryota; Metazoa; Cnidaria; Anthozoa; Malacalcyonacea; Xeniidae. The record is from RefSeq and is a predicted model, not a curated record. The transcript has 3 exons.